Messenger RNA from Branchiostoma belcheri (Belcher's lancelet), 4305 nucleotides. RefSeq lists its product as uncharacterized. The record is from RefSeq and is a predicted model, not a curated record. The coding region runs from base 109 to 4305 and encodes 1398 amino acids. Lineage: Eukaryota; Metazoa; Chordata; Leptocardii; Amphioxiformes; Branchiostomatidae. The transcript is spliced from 17 exons.
AGCUUGGCGCGCCUUUCAAAGAGCUGUCGGCCAUUUUAUCCAGAAAAUGUGUGAAUUUGGUUGUCUGAAUUCCUUUGUUUUACUCAUCAGUGGGACGACCUUGUUGUUAUGAGUCUCACAAAUUUCUAUUCUAUGACGAAAAGAACGCACACCAGUCGUCAGAAGACGCCCAAGUCCCGCAGAAAACGCUCGGCGAUCGAUGGUGACAGGUCUCCCCUGCACCUGCGGUCCCCAGGCAUGUUGGGUAGCCAGGUCAUGACCCUGUCUCAGAGUGAGUCGGAGCCUGAGGUGAGAUGGGACAACAACUCCCCCUCCCCACGCCGCAUCAUGCAGCUCACACGACUGAAACCAAAUGGACCAGGUGCAGACCUGUCUGACAUUGUGAAGAGGCUGGCAUGUGGGGAUGAUGAGAUCUCGCCCUCCCCACCUAUGCUGGGACUCUGGAUGGACAAAACUGGGCCUAACAGCUGUGUGCAGACGACCAUAGUCAGCCCUGUCAGGCCUCCGGUCAGGAGAACAAGGAGAAGACGUGUUGGAGGCCUGUCAGCUGAAGCAGAGGAGGAGCUGCGCAGGUUGGCAGCAGGGCUCAACAACCCAGUCAGGACCACAUGUGAAAAUGGAAAUGGUGAAGAACCACCAAAGGCCUCAGCCUCCUGCUGCACAGCCGACAGUGUUCCCAUGACCCAGAGGAUCUCCCAGGUUUCUUCAGAGGGAGGUGACAUCCCAGAGUCCUUCACUCUGUUUGACGAGCCCACCCAGCACACGGACAGCUCCAGCCAGAGAUCAGAGACCAGGCCAUCCCAGGUUUCAUCACAAGUCACAGAGAUGGACAACAAGGAGGUGGAGCACAGCGACGCAAACACAGAGGACAGUCUGCUCGCGCUCUGGGAGGACGAUGACCUUUUUGAAAAUGACUCGUUUGUGAGAAUCGCUACCCAGAUUCCCGCUGGUGUUGAGCCAGACUUCAAGAGCCCACCCAGGUCAAGCAAGAGGAAGAGCCUGGCAACAAGCACGCCUCUGCCUACUAAACACGCUAGAUAUGACACUACUGUAAGGGAAACAUCAAAAGCAGCGGUGGGACAACACAGGAGGCCUGCAGGAAAGUGUUCAGCGACAGAGGAAAGUUUGAGAAGCCAUCAAGGAGUACAACAUGGUUGUAUGACAGGAAUGACCCUUCUGAAGGAGAAGGGGAGGGAGGAGGAUUUCAGACUGAAGAAAGACUGUAGGACUAUUCCGGGUGUGACAGAGUCGUAUGAAUCUGUGGUGGGCCUGAGAGACAGGUGUGAAAGUACAGGGCACAGAGCAACGGGACCGUACAGCAGACCAAAACAAGCACAGGACAACAGCAAAACAGCCAUGGUUACAAGGUCUAAUACACACAGGUUUAGAAAUGGGACGACGGCACAAGUACAGGUUCAAAACAACAACAAGCCUUGCACUGACUCGUCUGGCAAGUAUAACUUCAAGCCGUCACACAGGCCUGGGGGCAAAGGUGCAAAUGUUGACCAUAAAGUGCCAGGCAGGAUGAACAAUAGCAAUAACUGGAGUACCACAAGUGGUAAUUGUAACCCUGCAACCAGUGAGUUGAGAAAAAACAAUGUUGCACAGUCUGUAUCCAGGCAAGUUGUGAAUGUCCCCGCAACCACGCUUGUAGUACAAGAUGUGGUUUCAAAAGACGCAGAUCUGUGUGACACGAGCAUUCCUGACGAUGUCCUGCUGUCCCUGGCAGAACCUGAUGACUUCUUCGAUGAGUCGGGUACGUCCAGCACAUCCAGUAACUUCCCAACACAGCUGCUGCCGUCUCCCAAGACAGUGCCAGCGGCACCCCCGUCCAAGCAGUCAGACUUCCCGACUAGUAAGGGGAACGCACAGAACACCACUGCCAGCUGUACGUCCACCUAUGGAACCCAGAACAAGUACCGUUUUACCAAGCUGCGUCCGGGUGUCACAGCCCAGGCUACCUGUACCAGCACCACAGCCUCUACUACAGCCAGGAACAAUGACAUGACUAGGACUAGGAGUACCUUUGCAAGCUCCACUACCUCUGUGCCUGCUAGAAAUGUGCAUACAAGCUUCACUACCUCCGUGUCAACUAGAACUGUGCAUACAAGUUCCACUUCCUCUGUGCAAGCUAAAACUAUUCCUACAAGUAUGACCAAGAAAUGUGCGGGUGUGCCUGUAGCAACCACUGUGCCUUCAACGUCAUCAUCGGUGUCCAAUGGUACAACGUACCGAAGUAUGGGUAGGAAAGCUGUGAGUAUGUCUGUAGUAACCACACUGCCUUCAACCAGGGCAUCCAGCUCCACGGUGCAAUCUAAGCCAUACAGACAGACAGAGACUAGAGUUGGGUCUACUGUAGCAGGGUCCCUCCGAGGAGGCUCAGGGCUGCAGAGAGGCCGGAGUACCAGUGAGUGUGAGGUGACACUGCAGGACAGGGGAGGGCAGAAGGAGGACUUCCCUUCCGGUGAUGAUGAUGAUCUGCUGUUGCAAGCUGUGUUGUCACAGGAGGGAGUGCAGGGCAUGACCAAACCCCCUGUGACUGAGGACCCUCCCACCCAGUGUUCACCUGAAGAGAUCGAGCGAAAGAAGCAGCAGGCCCUGGAGCGACGGAAGAAGAAACUCCAGCAGGGAGGAACACAGGUCCAGCCUCCCAGGAGGAACCCAGCCUCCUCCAGGCUGCAGAGGAGCAGGAGCUGCAACGUGCUGACCAGCCGCGGAGGUGCCCUGAACACGGGCUAUAACGGGAGGAGACAGGAGCCCAGUGUCCAUCUUAUGUCACAGAGAAACACAAAGAGAUACGAUCAGUACACGAUCACGGCCGCCUGCGGAAUGGACAGUCCUGCUGACUUCACCACGGACAGUUCCGUGGACGUCGCCGCCGACGGCAGUAACGAGGACGGGAAGUACUUGACUAUGGACAGUCCUGCGGACUUCACCGCGGACCCAGGACUCUCUCACGACAGCGGCAAUGAGGACGGGAAAUACUUGACUAUGGACCGUCCUGCGGACUUCACCGCCCAACCAGGGCCCGCUGACGACAGCGGCAAUGAGGACGACGGGUAUGAGGCCUCUGUGCCAGCCGCGUCUCCCUGGGAACCGGAGAGGGACGACAAACUCGUACCGUCAGCGGAAGCAGACGAGGACUACGCCGUGUACCGGGCGUAUGGCGACCAGCGGGCCGAGGAAAACACGUACGAGACUCCCGCGCCGCCCACCGCCGCCCCGGAGACCGGGGGAGCGGCCGCCGAGAGAAGGGCGAGGCCUGUCCGCAUCCUGAGCUACCGUCUGGGCGGACUGGGCGGCAGGCGGCAGCGCAAGGACAGGGCCGACCUUCACGGGCUGCUCUGGAAGGCUGCCAUCGUCAUCUCCAUCGGAUGUAAUGUCUGCGUCAUCAGUCUCUUCCUGCAUGACAAGGCGAUCCUGCCAUCGACGCCAGUUGACAACACCCGUGUCCCUAUAUUGUCCGACGGAGUGUCAGACACGUAUGCAGACUAUGACGAGGAUUCAAAACAACGAAGUCUGUCCGACAGCACGAAGUUCGAAGGUAACAACAGUUCGGCAGGGAAGUUUUUACCCGUUGUUGUCCCGAUGAGGCAGGACAGACCUGUAACAGAGUCAACAAUGACUACCCUUCCUACUGGAGGCCAAGGCUCCAAGCCCCGGGACUGCCUGGACAUCCGUAUGACGAGUUCAGGAUGGCUCCCCAGCAGCGUGUACCUGGUGCACCCGCGGGACGGACUGGGACCCAUCAUGGUGUACUGUGACAUGGACACGGACGGGGGAGGGUGGACGGUUAUCCAGAGACGGUACGACGGCUCCGUCGACUUUUCCCGAAGCUGGGCCGAGUACAAGCGAGGAUUCCCGACGUACCUGAGCGGAGAGUUCUGGUUGGGUAACGACAACAUCCACCGGCUGACCGUGCAGGAUAGCUGUGAGCUUCGGGUGGACAUGGAGUCGUUUGAUGACGACACCCGUUACGCGGUGUACGAGCGGUUCUCUGUGGGGAGUGAGAGGGAACUCUACACGCUCAGCGUAGCUGGCUUCAGCGGCAACGUAACAGGUGACUCCCUCGGGAAGCAUGACGGGUCUCCGUUCGCCACCGUGGACCAGGACUCGGAGUGGGGGUGCGCGCAGGCGUACCGGGGCGGGUGGUGGUACUACCGCUGCCACUCCGCCAGUCUGAACGGGCAGUACCUGCGGGGAUACCACUCCUCCUGGGCGGACGGCAUCCACUGGGACCUGUGGACCGGCAUGAACCACUCCCUCCGCCGCACAGAGAUGAAGAUACGACCACACAGACGUUAA